Messenger RNA from Anisakis simplex (herring worm), 1428 nucleotides. The record is from the annotation of a GenBank genome assembly. NCBI's taxonomy places the organism in Eukaryota, Metazoa, Nematoda, Chromadorea, Rhabditida, Anisakidae.
AUGUCAUCUCUUCAACAGGUCGAACGAAUCGCAUGCGUUGGUGCUGGCUAUGUUGGUGGACCAACGUGUGCGAUGAUCGCAUAUAAAUGUCCUGAAAUUCGAGUCACUGUUGUCGAUAUGAAUUCUGAGAAAAUCAAUCAAUGGAAUUCUGACAAACUACCAAUUUAUGAGCCUGGAUUAGAUGAAAUAGUGAAGAAGUGUCGAGAUAAAAAUUUAUUCUUUUCGAAUGACAUCGAAAAUGCAAUUCGAGAGGCACAGUUGAUCUUUAUUUCUGUGAAUACGCCAACGAAGACGUACGGUCGAGGGAAGGGGAUGGCGCCAGAUUUGAAAUAUGUUGAAUCAGUCUCACGAGCAAUCGCCGAUUAUUCUGGUGGACCGAAAAUCGUGGUUGAAAAGAGUACAGUGCCAGUGAAGGCUGCUGAAAGUAUCAAUGCGAUUCUACGAGAAGCUCAAAAACGCAAUCCGAAUCUUUCGUUUCAGGUGCUAUCGAAUCCAGAAUUUCUGGCAGAAGGCACGGCAAUGAAUGACUUAGCCAAUCCGGAUCGUGUUCUGAUUGGUGGUGAAAGCUCAGAGGAGGGUCUGGCUGCAGUUGCGCAACUUGUUCAAAUAUAUGAGCAUUGGGUACCCAAACAGCGAAUUAUCACCACAAAUACUUGGUCAUCCGAACUAACCAAAUUGGCAGCGAACGCAUUUUUGGCACAAAGAAUCUCAAGUAUAAAUGCAAUAUCAGCGAUUUGCGAAGCGACUGGUGCAGACGUUAGAGAGGUUGCCCAUGCGGUUGGUCAUGAUAGCCGUAUUGGAAAUCGGUUUUUACAAGCUAGUGUUGGUUUCGGUGGGAGUUGCUUUCAAAAAGAUGUUCUCAGUUUGGUUUAUUUAGCCGAAUCACUGAAUUUGCAUCAGGUGGCUGAUUAUUGGUUAGGGGUUGUCGAAAUUAAUCGUUAUCAACGGAGACGUUUUACCGACAAAAUAAUCUCAGAGUUGUUCAACACUGUAACAGACAAAAAAAUUACCGUAUUCGGCUUCGCGUUCAAAAAGAAUACUGCCGAUACGAGAGAAUCGUCAGCGAUUCAUGUGACCAAGUAUCUUCUCGAUGAAGGUGCAAAAAUCGUCAUUUACGAUCCAAGAGUACCCGAAUCACAGAUGCGAUAUGAACUGAAUCAAGUAUCACCGAAAGAAACUGUUGAUAAGUUAGUGGCUGUUGAACGUGAUCCGUAUAAAGCAGCUGUAGAUUCGCACGCAAUUGUUAUUCUUACCGAGUGGGAUGAGUUCAAGGAAUACGACUAUGAGCGUCUCUACAAGUCAAUGACACAUCCAGCUUCAAUUUUUGAUGGUCGUUUAAUAAUUGAUCAAAAUAAAUUACGAUCGAUCGGUUUUCGUGUGUUUGCUAUUGGUUCGGCACCAACUCAAUCUUAUAAUCUGUGUCAAUGA